AGUUAAAUAUUUUACAAAUUGCAGCAGGAACAUCUGUGCUUUGUUCUAUAAAAUUAUCAUCAAUUCAUAUUUAUUGACACCGCUAGUAAAAGAAUGCAUUCAGAAUCAAUCAACUUGUGCUGAUUCAUCAAUAAUACACCUCUGUACACAGUAUGACCUUAGUUUAACUGGGUUUGUCUGACAGCAAAGAUAACCAGAAUUAUUUUAUUUAUGUGAAUUAACAAUUGGAAGAGCCAUACGUCAUACAACAGAAUUGAUUGGUAUAGAUUUUGGUAUUAAAGCUUUAAAGGCUAUGCUGUAUCAAGUCUAAAGACAUACUCCAAAUCCAGACAGAAUUAGAUUUUUUCUUGAUAUUGCCAUCAGUAAUAUUGGAAUACACACACACACGGAAAGAGAGAGAGAGAGAAAUCAUAUCUCAGAAUCAACCUUAUGCCGACAUAACUCUAGUGAUGAAAGCAUACAGAAAGCAAUUGAUUAAAAUUGAAUAAACAGCUUAGCAGACCACAUGCAAUAAACCAGUUACUGACACAUCUGCAUAUUGAUCCAAUGGUAUUGAAGCUCUGAAAAAAAAAAGGCAGAAUAUAUCAAAACAGAACAAGUGUCUGUGAUGAUGUCAAAAUGUAAACAGAUUUUGUAAUUUGAACUGAAGUUAUGGAAGUGCAAUGCCUUGUAUCCAAAGUGUUUGCUACCCAUAUAAUCUCUAUUAACAUGGGACUAGUAUGGCAGAUCUGUCUGUAUCUGUAAAUUGUCUCCAGCAUAAAACAAAAGAAGAAUCUGGUGUAAAAGUAAAACAAGAACGUAAAGAUGACAAUGAAUACAAUUUGCAGAAGAAAUGCAGCAGCGGCAGUAACAGCACAACCACUCGUCCAGUUCCUCGAACCCCUGUCCAUUCCCAGUCUCAGGCCAGAAAUACCUCAGUGGCGAAACUCCUCCAUUCCAGUCCUCCCCAAGAAACGCAUCCUCCGCCCAUCGACGCCGCCAGUAUUCGAGGAGCAUUCGGAUGGACUACUAUCAACAGCGUCAAUUUACCAUUCAUUCUUCGGGGAGAAGAGAGGUUUCUGGCCGUACGAAUGGUGGAGAGUAAAAUCAUCAACAGGUAUGCGGACAGCUUGCCGUGGAUGGUCUUCACUUGCACGAACAUCAGGAGUUAUUACAUCACCGAAAAUGAGGCUAAAUUAUUAAAUGAGAUAAAUGGUCAUCAUUGUGAAUUUCAGUUUGGAUAUCGAUCUUUUACCACCAGAGAUGUAGUGGUCCGACUGCAGGACACGUGCAUGUUUUACGAGUUCUUAGAGACGUGCCGGAAUAAGUUAUUUCCAUCAAACAAUAAUCAAUCAUAUAAAGACAAGUGUGGAUUUGUCAUAUUGAAUAAAUCCCUAAUUCCAUAUCUCCGCAAAGGCACAAAGAGAUAUGUGCCCCUGAUAUCUGUCCAACAAGAAAUUCCAGUUUCACUAACAGAAAGUAUGACGAUAAGUGAGUGGGAUUUAUCCUAUUUACGAUUUCUGUGUAAUGUCACAGGUAUGGAUUUAAGGAAGUUCAAGCAAGGAGGAUCACUUUCUUGCUUGGAAGAUUUGUGCAAAGACGUUCUCAGAGAAACAGAGCUUCAGGAAUGGUGGCCUGAUUCAGGACAGUUGUUAUAUAUCAAAAAUGGAAAGGCACCAUUUACACAGUGGGAAAGAUUUCUCCGAUCUUCAGAUAUAGCGCAACCGUUUGUUCAUCAACAGUCUUUGUACAGAAAUGAAAUGGAACUGCAAAAACUCAGGGAAAAGGGCAAUUUACAGCACCACUUCUACACUAAUACUGAUAAUAUGUGUGAGAGAAAUAGUAAUGAUGUACUUUCACAGCAGGCAAUACAGAGAAAUUUUGAUUCUGUACUUUCGUCACAAAGGAUGCAUAUAUCCUCAUUACCAUCUGGAAAUUUAGGAUGGGGUCAAACGAAAGAAGACGAACCCAUCAUGUUUGCACCUCUCGUUAAUGGACAGUUUGCUGCACUUCCUGCAAGUGGUUACUUCCCACCUUCAACUCAUAAUUCGUCACAAGUAGAUUCCAGGCAAUCUGGAAUAAAUACUUCGAUGGUUCCCAUUUCAUUAUCACAUUCCGGAUUAUUGAGAGAUUCAGAUACGCACCAUGCGUCAGGUGGUAUUGGUAAUGAGGGAGAGAGACUCAUAUCGCCCAUAAGGGAUAAAUCUUUUCCACCUCCACCUCCUUUAGUGAGAUUAGGAGACAAAUCAAUUGAAGAUCAGGUAGGGAACAAUGAACAUGGCAAUGGUAUUGAACAGUGUGCUUUAUCCUCGCAACAUCAUAUUGGUCCUCCUCCACCUCUCCAUCCAAAUAGACUGGCUAGUAUUAACCAACAAAACUCCUCUGUACAUACAAAUCAUUCUGGUAACAAUGAACAAGCAGUACCUUUAAUUGUUGGUGUACACAGUCUAACAGAAAAUGUAUCGGAUGCAAAAAGAAAUGGAGGUGCUGGAAGUCUUCCAGAAUCUGUCAUGGGUAUGGAUGAUAACAGAGAUUCUAUGUCUCAACUUUCCACAACAGACUUAGAUGCUGCAGCAGCCAAUGUGUUGGCCAGGGCCAUGAAACCAAAAGAACCGGUAAAAGAAUCUACUCAGAAAGAUUUCCACUUGCGAGCACUCCUAGCAAAAGACGACAGGCUAUCUGACAGGUACGUCAGCAGCCCGAGAAUGCAUUUCACCGUGGGUCCACCGCCACACUAUCCCACUCCGCCUCAGUCUUCCCCUUUACAACCUUUGACUGUUCAGGUACCGAUGGCUUCGACAAGUACUUUAUUUUCUGCAUCGAGCAGUUUGAAUGAAGUAUUAACGCCGAGAACUCAAGACAUCAUCGACUUGUGUAGUCCACCGCCGUCUCCUGACUCUAGAGUUUUGGGCAGUCCUAAUAAAGUGCAGCAAUCUCCUCAUCCUGUUCAUCAGUUAAGUAGUUUCAACUCAUUCCCGCAGGGAAUGGAAAUUGCAGAAAGGCUGCCCCACCAUAUUCAAAUGGUGGAGGUGGAAGGAAGACAGAUUCCGGCUGUAAAUAUCGAACCACAUGUAUACAAUUCUCAAUUGGUUACAUCCGUCACUAAUGUCGUCGCAAAACUGUUUCCUCCCGUAUCUGUUCAAUCGUUUGUUUUUGUCCUACAGAGUGUUCUGGGAGUCAGAUUAUAUGAAUGCAGCAGGGUACAGCAGCACAUUUUCAUGCAACAUGGCCACAUAUGUAUGGAUAAUGAAAGACUGGUUUCUGUGGUAGACCUGAAGGCGUACAUGCCCCAACUAAAGUACAUGUUCAAACGUUAUGAAAAGGGAAAGGAUGAUCCGUGCAACAAGCAGGGAGAAUCUGAAGAACCGGCAGCCAAGAGAUGGUGCAACAACGGAAGAGAGAGCUAGCGUGGUUUAGUUUUUAAAUCAGGAGGAACACGACUGCGACGGGACGAUUUUUAGUUGAAAGCAGAAUCUCAUUAGCUUUCUGCAUUGUUUGUUUCCUCAUCUCGAUGCCAAAGCCUUUACAAAAAAAUAAAAAAAAAAAAAAAGGUUCUUUGAAGUGUUUGGUCUAUUUAAACCAAUGUGAAAAAAGAUAAUGGAACAGUCUAUUUUUCUUGUAUUUUAUCCCCAUUCUGUUAACCACCGCAUUUGAUGUGUAAAUAGGAACCACUUAUAGUAGUGCAAAACUGCUAUUACCUCUGUGAAGUGAUUAAAUGAAAUUAAACAAGGUGGUUAUAUAUAUAUAUAUA
Molecule: messenger RNA, 3730 nt
Organism: Centruroides sculpturatus (bark scorpion)
Lineage: Eukaryota; Metazoa; Arthropoda; Arachnida; Scorpiones; Buthidae
Exons: 6
Coding region: 720-3386 (888 amino acids)
Source: RefSeq, a predicted model, not a curated record